Molecule: messenger RNA, 2616 nt
Organism: Merops nubicus (carmine bee-eater)
Lineage: Eukaryota; Metazoa; Chordata; Aves; Coraciiformes; Meropidae
Gene: TANC2
Product: tetratricopeptide repeat, ankyrin repeat and coiled-coil containing 2
Exons: 8
Biological process (GO): regulation of dendritic spine morphogenesis
Cellular component (GO): dendritic spine
Molecular function (GO): protein binding
Source: RefSeq, a predicted model, not a curated record
AUUGUCGAUCUGUUGCUCACGCACGGCGCCGACGUGAACAUGGCAGACAAGCAGGGGAGGACACCGCUGAUGAUGGCUGCCUCAGAGGGACAUCUGGGCACGGUGGAGUUUCUGCUUGCACAAGGUGCCUCCAUUUCUCUGAUGGACAAGGAGGGCUUGACAGCCCUCAGCUGGGCUUGUCUGAAGGGACAUCUCUCCGUGGUGCGUUCCCUGGUGGAGAACGGGGCAGCCACCGACCACGCGGACAAGAACGGGCGCACGCCGCUGGACCUGGCCGCCUUCUACGGCGACGCGGAGGUGGUUCAGUUCCUGGUGGACCACGGGGCCAUGAUCGAGCACGUGGACUACAGCGGGAUGCGGCCCCUGGACAGGGCGGUGGGCUGCCGCAACACCUCGGUCGUCGUCACCCUCCUGAAGAAAGGAGCCAAGAUAGGUUGUCAGACGUUACCGAGUCGCCCACGAGGUCCAGCAACAUGGGCGAUGGCAACCUCCAAACCAGACAUCAUGAUCAUCCUGUUGAGCAAGCUGAUGGAGGAGGGAGACAUGUUUUAUAAGAAAGGUAAAGUGAAGGAGGCUGCCCAGCGCUACCAGUACGCUCUGAAGAAAUUCCCCAGGGAAGGGUUUGGAGAAGACCUGAAAACCUUCCGUGAGCUGAAGGUCUCACUCCUCCUCAACCUCUCCCGAUGUCGAAGGAAAAUGAACGAUUUUGGAAUGGCGGAGGAGUUUGCUACUAAGGCACUGGAGCUGAAACCGAAAUCUUAUGAAGCUUACUAUGCAAGAGCAAGGGCCAAACGCAGCAGCAGCCCGGUGGAGCCUGAGCCUGAAGCCCAGCACGAGGAGCUGUAUUCUGUGCAAGAUAUCUUUGAGGAGGAAUACCUUGAGCAGGAUGUAGAAAAUGUUUCCAUUGGCUUGCAGACAGAGUCCAGGCCAAACCAAGGGCUGCCCAUCAUCCAGAGCCCACCCCCGUCCCCAGCUCACAGGGACUCAGCCUAUAUUUCUGGCUCACCUCUUGGCUCUCAUCAGGUCUUUGACUUCAGGUCCAAUAGCUCUGUGGGUUCACCAACCAGGCAAGGGUACCAGUCCACGUCUCCUGCUCUGUCUCCGACGCACCAGAACUCCCAUUAUAGACCCAGUCCUCCGCACACAUCCCCUGCUCACCAGGGCUCCUCUUACCGCUUCAGCCCUCCUCCCGUGGGAGGUCAAGGGAAGGAGUAUCAAAGCCCACCGCCUUCUCCUCUUCGCAGGGGUCCUCAGUACCGUGCCAGCCCCCCAGCAGAAAGCAUGAGCGUGUACCGCUCGCAGUCCGGUUCCCCGGUUCGUUACCAGCAGGAGCCCAGCGGAGUCGGCCAGCUGCCUGGCAGACCAAAGUCUCCGUUGUCCAAGAUGACGCAGAGGUCCUUCCAGAUGCCCCAGCUCCCCGUGGCCGUGCCCCAGCAGGGCCUGAGGCUGCAGCCAGCCAAGGCGCAGAUCGUGAGGCGCCACCAGCCCAGCUCGGCCGUGCACUCGAGCACCGUCAUCCCAACGGGCGCGUACAGCCAGGUCGCCCACUCGAUGGCCAGCAAGUACCAGUCGGCGUCGGGAGAGAUGGGGGUCGGCCAGAGCAGGCUGGUCUACCAGGGUUCCAUCGGGGGCAUCGUGGGCGACAGCAGGCCGGUGCAGCACGUUCAGGCGAGCCUCAGCGCGGGGGCCAUCUGCCAGCACGGGGGGCUGGCUAAAGAAGACCUUCCGCAGAGACCGUCCUCGGCGUACAGGGGGGGGAUGAGGUACAGCCAGACCCCUCAGAUCGGGCGGAGCCAGUCCGCUUCCUACUACCCGGUGUGUCACUCGAAGCUUGACCUGGAGCGCUCUCCCCUCCCCGCCAGCCAGCUGGGCUCUCCAGAUGUGUCUCACCUCAUAAGAAGGCCCAUCACGGUCAAUCCCAGCGAGAUCAAGCCUCACCCGCCGACUCCGAGGCCCCUGCUGCACUCUCAGAGCGUCGGCCUCCGCUUCUCCCCUUCCAGCAAUAGCAUCUCCUCCACCUCCAACCUGACCCCCAACUUCCGCCCGUCCGCCUCGAUUCAGCAGAUGGAGAUCCCCCUCAAGCCAGCCUACGACAGGGCCUGCGACGAGCUCUCGCCGGUCUCGCCCACGCAGGGGGGUUACCCCAGCGAGCCCGCCCGUUCCCGGACCACGCCCUUCAUGGGAAUCAUAGAUAAAACCGCUCGGACUCAGCAGUACCCCCACCUCCAUCAGCAGAACCGGACCUGGGCCGUGUCGUCAGUGGACACUGUCAUCAGUCCGACGUCUCCCGGCAACCUCCCUCAGCCGGAGUCGUUCAGCCCGCCUUCUUCGAUCAGCAACAUUGCCUUUUAUAACAAAACCAACAAUGCACAGAAUGGCCAUUUGCUAGAGGAAGACUAUUACAGCCCCCAUGGGAUGCUGGCCAAUGGGUCCCGGGGAGACCUCCUGGAGAGAGUCACCCAAGCCUCCUCGUACCCCGACGUCAAGGUGGCAAGGACGCUGCCAGUGGCGCAGGCCUACCAGGACAACCUGUACAGGCAGCUCUCCAGGGACUCCAGGCAAGGGCAGACAUCCCCAAUCAAACCAAAGAGACCAUUUGUGGAGUCUAAUGUGUAA